AUAAGUCAAAGGAAGCAAGGCGGCUACGGUAUGCAUAAAGUCUCUGACGGAACAAGAGCUUCACUACACAACUGAGCCCUUCCUCAACACGUCAAAAAUUCAUCUCAUCUAUCUGUAGAUCGGAGAAACCAAAAAAAAAAAAUGGAGUUCGACGAGAAGAAAGCAAUGAUCCGCGACGUGGCGUUACAAGUCGUUUUCAUCUCGCUCACGAUUUUCAGCUUCCUCUGGAUGCACGGCAUCCCUCAAAACCUCUACGCCAAGCUCCGCCACCGUCCCCCGAACCCACGGGCCGUGCAAGCCAAGCGCCAUUUCGUCAAAGGCGCGCAGCUCCUCGCCCAAGCCAGAAGAUCCAAAAGCGCUUCCUCCGCAACUUCCCUCGCCAAACAAGCCCUAGCCGAGGCCGAGAAGGCCAUCGCGCUCGACCCCAAGGACGCCGCCUCGCACCUCCUCAAGUCCAUGGCGCUCGACCUCCAGGGCUUCCGCACCAACGCGCUCGAUGCGCUCGACGCCGCGUUGUCUCCACUCGCAGCGGGUUCGCUCGCGGAGGACGAGAGAGGUGACGCGCUUCUGAAGAGGGCGGAACUGAAGAUCGCGAUGAGCGAGCGGCGCGGCGUUGACUCGGUGCUGGCUGAUUUGACCGAGUCGGUGAAGCUGAGUCCGCGAAACGCGAAGGCGUGGUGCAUGUUGGGGGAAACCUACGAAGGGAACAAGAUGGGAGAGGAAGCGAAGAAAGCUUAUAAAGAGGCUUUGGAGUUGGAGCCACAGUUGAAUGUGGCUCAAGAAGCGCUCAGCAGGUUGGGAUCGUCGUAAUUUGGUGUUGAGUGAUGUGAGCUUUAAGAUGUGAUCGAUCGCUUUGGUUAUUGUAUGUUUAAUUUAUAACUGUUGUUUCUAAUCUUCGAUUAUGGAGAGUAAUUGAAUGUUAAGUUUGAGCAAGCAAUAAAAUGAUUUUCGCCGAAGGAUUUUAAUUC
Glycine soja is the source of this 968-nucleotide messenger RNA. RefSeq lists its product as uncharacterized. The record is from RefSeq and is a predicted model, not a curated record. Lineage: Eukaryota; Viridiplantae; Streptophyta; Magnoliopsida; Fabales; Fabaceae. The transcript has a single exon. Gene Ontology annotation, molecular function: protein binding. Bases 142 to 810 code for a protein of 222 amino acids.